AUGUCCAUGACGAUGACUGCCAUUCUAAUAAUUGGGGUGCAUUCCAUCGGCUCCACCCGCAUUGUCAAGCUAGGUCAAGCUCAAGCUAUCUUUCAGUUCGUCUCCGGGGCCCGUCAUGACUCACGGUUCAAUGCAGUCACUAACUACGGCCAAAGACGUCAGGAGAUCUGGACGUUUUCUGCUGUAAUUCAGGGGUUAGCCUCGUUUGGGUUCAUGCUCGAGUUUAUAUGGACUACCACGUCCGUUGUAGACGGGCCCGAAACUGUUAAGAAACUGUACAGACUCGAUGCUCCUUUCGAGAAGACUCGCCGGCUGUAUAUUCGAGUUAUGCGUGCCGAACUGAAAUCUCCGCUUCUAGGCUUGUUCCAGAUAGACAUGGACCAAUCUUUAAGUAUCGAUUCUUUCACGAGGCCUUCACCCCUCGCUCCAGAGACUAAAACCAUCCACGUCUCACGCAAAGAGGUGUUCAAUACCAUUGCCAAUGCGUACUGUUACCGCUGCGUUCUGUCUUCAAAGGGAGCUGUACAGAAUGAGUGGCGCAGCGGUCGUCUAGAGAAAGCUAGAUGCCGUGCGCGAGAGGGGUUAUGGAAAGUUCCCCAGGACUUGCUGUCUGCGGCUCUGAAGGGCGAUGAGAUCAAGCGGUAG
Messenger RNA from Guyanagaster necrorhizus, 645 nucleotides. RefSeq lists its product as uncharacterized. The record is from RefSeq and is a predicted model, not a curated record. Bases 1 to 645 code for a protein of 214 amino acids. Lineage: Eukaryota; Fungi; Basidiomycota; Agaricomycetes; Agaricales; Physalacriaceae. The transcript is spliced from 6 exons.